UUGGAGACUCUCUCUCUCUGUCUCUGUGUCUGAGUCCAUUUCAGCGUUUCUCUUUCUAACACUCUGUCCAUCCAAUCCAGGCAACAACCCCUCCCUAUAUAAUUGUAGCAAAGCAUUAAAAAGGGUAGCACAUCAACUUGUAUUUUUUAACAUCUUUCCUUUCGUAAAGAAACCAAGACCCACUCUUCUCUUCUCUUCUCUUCAUUACCCCAUUCCCCCCUCCCCUCCCAUUCAAUUCGGACUCUCAUACCCACCAUUCUCUCUCUAAAUCUCUCGGCUCACACAGACUUCCCCGACAUUCAGGAAUUCAGAUCUCAUAAACCAAUCAAAAUUGCAUUUGAAGUCACAUGGGGAUUUCUUUCUCGUGCCCAUUUGCCGCGUUCAAUGAUUUAGAGAAUGCCUUUGAAUCUGUUAUUGUAAAAUCAUUUAAUUUUGGGGAAGAUGAAGCAAAAACUCCAGUGCAACCAAAAGGUUCUGGGAUGAUGAUAGAAGGAUGUGUGACCUGGAAAGCAACAGAAACUGAAACUGAAACAAUGGUCUCCGUUGAAGCGCCUUCAUCUAAAGGAGAGGAUAUAUUUACUACAUCCAGUGGUGUUGAGUGCAAAGAGAAGGAUUAUCAAUCCCCAAGAUCAGAUAGCAUGACAGAGAAAAUCACACAUUUGCCUAUUUUGGAUGAAAGCAAUCCAAAACAUGAAGCCGCUGUAAAGUUGCAGAAAGUCUACAAAAGCUUUCGAACAAGAAGAAAGCUAGCAGAUUGUGCAGUUCUCAUUGAGCAGAGCUGGUGGAAGCUGUUAGAUUUUGCAGAACUGAAGCGAAGUUCCAUAUCGUUCUUUGACAUGGAGAAACAUGAGACUGCUGUUUCUCGUUGGUCAAGAGCAAGAACCAGAGCUGCCAAGGUUGGAAAAGGUUUAUCAAAGAAUGGUAAAGCACAAAAACUUGCUUUGCAACAUUGGCUUGAGGCAAUUGAUCCACGACAUCGUUAUGGACACAAUCUUCAAUUCUACUACCUUAAAUGGCUUCACUGUCAAAGCAAAGAACCCUUCUUCUACUGGCUGGACAUUGGAGAAGGCAAGGAAGUUAAUCUUGUUGACAAAUGUCCUCGAUCAAAACUUCAGCAGCAAUGCAUCAAGUAUCUUGGUCCGAUGGAAAGGAAGGCUUACGAAGUGAUAGUGGAGGAUGGAAAGCUCGUGUACAAGCAUUCGGGUGAGCACCUUGACAGCACUGGAGAACCAAAGGGUGCGAAGUGGAUAUUUGUCCUAAGCACAUCUAUGACUCUAUAUGUUGGGCAGAAGAAGAAAGGCACAUUUCAGCAUUCCAGCUUCUUAGCUGGUGGAGCCACAUCUGCCGCUGGUAGAAUAGUUGUUGAAAAAGGCAUCCUAAAGGCAGUGUCGCCUCACAGCGGCCAUUAUCAGCCAACGCCAGAAAACUUUCAGGACUUCAUCUCAUUCCUCAAGGGGAACAAUGUGGAUCUCACUGAUGUUAAGAUGGACCCAGUGGAGGAAGAAGGAUCCUUAAGCAAACAGAGCAGUCUUUUCAUGAGAAGUAUCUCAUCUGAAGAAGACCUAAAUGAAAAGGACGGUGUGGAGACAAAACAGAUGGAUGUGGAGGACAAGACUUCCUCAGAGAAAGCCAAUUCCACAGAGGACCAUGAGGAUGCUGUUGCAGCUCCAUCGGAACCAAGGACAUCGGGGGCCAGUCUUCGCACACAAUUGACUAAUCUUUCAAUACCAGAUAGGGAUGAUUUGUUUGAGAUGUUAAAGUUUGAGAAUCAAGCCGUUGAAUUGAGUACCAAUACAUUUGAUGGAUAUGAAACAGAGGAAGAACAAGAUCAGAUGAGUCCUGAGCAACACUUGUUUGAUGAAGACCAAGAAGAUGAAGAAGAGACUGUCAUUCCUCAAGAAUCCAUUCUGAAAAGGAUUAAUUCGCAUAAAGGAAUGAAUUCAUAUCAAUUGGGGAAGCAGCUGUCUUGCAAAUGGACUACGGGAGCCGGGCCUCGUAUUGGGUGUGUGAGGGAUUAUCCUUCCAAACUCCAAUUCCAUGCUUUGGAGCAAGUGAAUUUGUCUCCAAGAAGUGCUGCUGCUGCUGCUGCCCAUUUCAGAUCAAACUCCACUCGACUCGAGUCUAUUCCCAAAACUUUUAGUGGAGAGAUCCACAUUAAAAUGUCUAGUUUCAGUGGAGAAUUGACUCGAAUUAGGCAUUAUACACCACAAUCCUCUCCAUUAUGUAAAGGAACCUCAGGAACCAUAGCCGCCAAACAGUCAUGAUACAUACAUCCGAUAGGGUUUAUUCUUUAAUUAGUUUAUUCUUUUUUUGUGAAUAGAAAAGAUGACAUAGGAAUUCUUUGACAUUCUUUUCUGUUUGUCAUGUACAAAUUUUUUGUUUGCUCAUCUUGUACAAAUCCAAGAUGAGAAUUGUACAAUUUUUGCAGAUUUCAGUACCAUCCCCCUAUAAUUAAAAAGAAAGAAUUUUUGUUUUC
This is a messenger RNA of Camellia sinensis, 2476 nucleotides long. Its product is annotated as IQ domain-containing protein IQM2. Lineage: Eukaryota; Viridiplantae; Streptophyta; Magnoliopsida; Ericales; Theaceae. The record is from RefSeq and is a predicted model, not a curated record.